Cololabis saira (Pacific saury) is the source of this 2395-nucleotide messenger RNA. RefSeq names its product 5-hydroxytryptamine receptor 4 (gene htr4). Bases 481 to 1662 code for a protein of 393 amino acids. Gene Ontology annotation, cellular component: plasma membrane. The record is from RefSeq and is a predicted model, not a curated record. Lineage: Eukaryota; Metazoa; Chordata; Actinopteri; Beloniformes; Belonidae. Gene Ontology annotation, biological process: chemical synaptic transmission; regulation of appetite; adenylate cyclase-activating adrenergic receptor signaling pathway. Gene Ontology annotation, molecular function: G protein-coupled serotonin receptor activity. The transcript has 7 exons.
ACAGGAACGGGUUCAUUAACGGGUUCAUGUCCGCGCAUUCCCGCAGCGCAGCGUUGCGCCCUCGCCUGACGUGACCUGCGCGCUCCGGGAACUCCAACACAUGCCGGCUCUCCCCAACUCUCCCCGAGGGUUCCCCGGUUCUUCUUCUUCCAGAGAGUCCCCCGCAUCUCCCCACCGUCCCUUUUCCCUUUUUUUCCUCCAGUGCGCCCUCCCGUCGCUCCUCGCUGCUCUUUUUACGCGCCGUCAUUUCUCCAAAUUGCCGACUUUUUUCCUCCGUGCGCUCCCGUCGCUCCUCACCUGUGAGCGGCUGCGGCUCCAGCCUCCACCUCGGAUUCGCUCUGAUUUUAUUCCAACCAGCUAUUAAUACAGUUCAGGACUGAAGGACAAGGGUUUUGUGCGUCAUGGGGAUUUAGUGAGGUGACAUGCUCCCAGGAACCGGCGCCGCCACAGAGAAAUGGGACUCCCAGCAUUUAUGGUCACAUGAAUGUCAGCGCUGCAGGCCGGAUGCCGGUGAUGGAGGAGCUUGUCAGUGAGAGUGACAGCACGCCUAAGCGGAUAGCUCUGAUCUGCUUCCUGUCGCUGGUCAUGCUGAUGAGCAUCCUGGGAAACCUGCUGGUCAUGGUGGCCGUCUGCAAGGACAGACAACUCAGGAAGAUAAAGACCAAUUAUUUCAUCGUGUCCCUGGCGUUUGCCGACCUGCUGGUGUCGGUGCUGGUGAUGCCGUUUGGAGCCAUCGAGCUGGUGCACCAGCACUGGAUCUACGGGGAGACGUUCUGUCUGGUCCGGACGUCGCUGGACGUCCUGCUGACCACGGCGUCCAUCCUGCACCUGUGCUGCAUCGCCCUGGACAGGUAUUACGCUAUCUGCUGCCAGCCGCUCGUCUACCAGACCAAGAUGACUCCCCUGCGAGUGUCUCUGAUGGUCGGCGGCUGUUGGGUCAUCCCCACCUUCAUCUCUUUCCUGCCCAUCAUGCAGGGCUGGAACAGCAUCGGCAUCGACCACCUGAUUGAGCAGAGGAGCCACAACUGGGGCAGCAACACCACGUCCUGCGUCUUCAUGGUCAACAAGCCGUACGCCGUCACGUGCUCUCUGGUGGCCUUCUACAUCCCCCUGGUGCUCAUGGUGCUGGCUUACCAGAGGAUCUACGUGGUAGCCCAAGCCCACGCCAAACAGAUCAGCAUACUGCAGCGGGCGGGGGUGAGCGCUGCUCAAAACUCGGACUCUGCCGACCACCAACGGAACAACCGCAUGCGAACAGAGACUAGAGCGGCAAAGAUUCUGUGCAUCAUCAUGGGCUGUUUCUGCCUCUGCUGGGCACCGUUCUUCGUCACCAACGUAGUUGACCCGUUUAUAGACUACACAGUGCCCGACCAGCUGUGGACUGCCUGCCUGUGGCUGGGCUACAUCAAUUCCAUGCUCAACCCCCUCCUCUACGCCUUCCUCAACAAGUCAUUCCGCCGUGCCUUCCUCAUCAUCCUGUGUUGUGGGAGGAAGCGGUAUCGCAGGUCGUCCAUCAUCGGGUCAGGCGCCCCCUGCACCGCCACGCAGAUCAACGGCUCCACGCAUGUUCUCAAGUAUUCUGUCCUUCAAAACGGGAAUCACAAAGAGCAGGAAAAGAAGUCUCUGCACCCAAACACACACUCCAGCGAGUCCUGCUUGUGACCGACGACAAAUCCACCGUCACAACUCGGACGGCCUCGGCUUUCACAGCGUCAUCAUCGCACCAUGGAUGGAAACUUGAGGAAAACCUUCAACACAUCCCGGCAGAGCCCGGGAGGGACUUUGGGGAGCAGAGUGGGACAUUUGCCACUGGAUUUGAAGCUCACACAGAACUUUACAUGAGGCCUAUAAAAAGACAGCGUCCCGUCUCUGCAGCUGGAUCUGCUGCGUCGUUUAUCUGGCCUGCAGAGACCGAGCUGGCCCGUCGUGGAGAACCAGCAGCUCAUGGUGAAAAAGCAUCUGAGAACUUCCCAGCAGAUGUGAUUAAUGUCUGCACUGUGUGGCGGGCGGGGGGUUGUGGGUGAAUUAUGUUGCCAAAGUGAUUUUCAUGCACAUACAGCGGAUCCAUUUCUGAUUAUUAUGUGAUGCUCCCUGGUGUUUUAGAAUUUAAAAAAAAUCAGAGUGACUUGACUUUAGAUUUUUUAGAAGUCUGUUCCUCGUUAAAAGACCACAAGUGUUAUGCUAAAGAUGAGAGCUUCGAACAACUUUAGUUUUUUCUUUUUUUUGUUUUUUUUUGUAUUCGACUAAGCAUCGCAAGUUUUGGCCUGAUUUAAAGCUGGAAAAAAAAACUUUUGUCUCCCUUGUCAGAAUGUCCCAGCUUACUAACUCCUUGUAGCACCCUAUAAUGUAAUAAUUUACUAUAAUGUAAUAAUUUCCUGAAAAUGUAAUAAAAUUU